Cololabis saira (Pacific saury) is the source of this 6946-nucleotide messenger RNA. It is a transcript of the gene adamtsl5, whose product is annotated as ADAMTS like 5. NCBI's taxonomy places the organism in Eukaryota, Metazoa, Chordata, Actinopteri, Beloniformes, Belonidae. Gene Ontology annotation, cellular component: extracellular matrix. Gene Ontology annotation, molecular function: metalloendopeptidase activity; protein binding. Gene Ontology annotation, biological process: extracellular matrix organization. Bases 500 to 2209 code for a protein of 569 amino acids. The record is from RefSeq and is a predicted model, not a curated record. The transcript has 13 exons.
GACCGUUUGUGCCGUCCUGUGCCGCUCUCUGGAUCCGGAGCGGGACUGAGAGGAAGGUGUAAACAGAAACGGAGCAGCUCCUGGAUAUAACUACCCACUUUUUGAAUGAAAAAAAAAAACCCAGCUACCUGCAGGCGGCAGUGAAACUGUUAAAUACUCUUUAGGAAGCGCGUUUCUAUCUCUUCUGGAAUCAUCUUGCGUGUGGCUCACAGCUGGAAGGAUUUUUUUCAAGCAGUGACAACUUAGUUGUUGCAUCAGAAGAUGCGCAAUUUUCAUAAUCAAUUUGUUCCAAAAGAAAAAAACAUGUGUUUUGGGAUCUGAGUGACACAGCUGUUUGGAUGGACGAGUUCUGCAGCUGAGAGAGACGCACAGCCACUUUAGUUUGCGGAGCGAGAGAGAAAUGGAUGGUGUUGCUGCUCAGCCUUCAGCUGGGAUGCUCCGCGCGUCACAGCCGCGUCGCUUCACAUCAUGAUCCGCACCUGACCAAGAACGCAACACUAUGAGCCUGAUUCACCCAACAGCAUCCACCAUGUCCUCUCUACACACCAGGAAGCCGACUCCGUACCAGGUCCUGACGGUUGUUCUGCUCCUGGUUUCUCCCGGCUGCCUGUCCUCCCCGCAGAACGACUCCUGGGUUUCUUCAUGGGGCCCUUGGCCGGAGCGCCCGGCCCGUGCCCGGCGGCAGCUGCCCUCCAGGAACGGCUGGGCUGCGUGGGCCGGCUGGUCCGUGUGCUCACGCAGCUGCGGGGGCGGGGCCUCGGUGCGCACGCGCACCUGCAUCACCAGAAACCCGGUUGGGGGGCCGUGUGCCGGAGAUCCCAGACAAUACAAGAUCUGCAACGCCAAGGAGUGUCCCCCUGGCUCGGAGGAUUUCCGGGAGAUGCAGUGUGCCGUCUUCAACGACAGACCGCUGGUGGCGGGAAAUUCCUUCAAGUGGAGCGUCUUUAAUGGAGGCUCCAACCCGUGUGAGCUCAGCUGCCUGGCCUUGGGACACAACUUCUACUACAACUUCGGCCACGUGCUCGACGGCACAGCGUGCGACAAGGAGGGAGGAGUGAUGUGUGUCGGCGGACGCUGCCUGAAGCCGGGCUGCGACUCCGUCUUUGGUUCGAAGCAGCAGGAGGACGCAUGCAUGGUGUGUGGAGGAAAAAACACCACCUGCCUGCACCACAAGAGUGUGUACCAAAGCAACGAUCUGGAGGCAGGUGGGCCUUUCGGAUACAACGAAGUUGCUAUGAUACCAGCUGGAGCCACUCACAUCCGAGUCACAGAUAACAGCAAGAAUUAUCUUGCUCUGCAGAAUGGUCACUCCCAGUUUGUGAUCAAUGGAAACUGGAAGAUCAGUGUUCCUGGUGAGUACAAGGUAGCCGGGACCAAGUUACUGUACCGGCGCUCUGCAGACACUUGGGAGAGUUUUGAGGUGCCAGGACCCACCCAGGAAGACCUCCACAUAAUGGUUUUGGCCACCGACACAAACACAGGGAUCGAGUACGAGUACUGGCUGCCACCAGAUCAGUACGCUCUCCACCACGGGAGGAGGAGCCCACUGCGUCAGCCUCACCACACUGCCACUUACUUCCCUUGGAAUCAACCUGCCACUACAACCAUAACCACCAGCACCAGCACCAUCCGGCCUCCCCAAAGCAGUACCCGACCCCACUGGUUCACGAGAGGUUCUAAGCCGCCACGCCAGUCUCAUCACCACAGCCGCCACCAGCAUCCUCACCAGCCCACCUCUCGCCUGGAACGGGAGGAGAACGACAGAAAUCUUCUCCCUCAGACACCGCCUGGAAAGAAUUGUGGAAAAUGUUUGCGGAUAAGAGGUCGAAGGGAACGCCAGAGACAAUAUUGUAAAAAGGACUUUGUGUUUCGGGGUAAAGUGCUUGGAAAGGUGUACUUGGGUGAGGAGACCCGCUAUGAUAUUCAGAUCAUCCACACCUACCGGAACCGCUUUCGCCUGGAGCACCGCGAGUUCCUCUGGAUCCCUAACAUGUGUGACUGCCCGGACAUGGAUGUGGGGAGGCAGUAUAUCCUCAUGGUGCGUCGCCACAUCAACCACGAGCACACACUAAACCGCAUCCUGCUGGACGAGGACAGCUACGUGGUGCCAUACAGACCAAGAGAGGACGAACUGCUGCAGAUGCUCGACCACCUCUGCAGCAACACAGGACCCGUACAGCCCGCAGAGCUGAGGCGGAGAGGAGUGUAGCUUGGGAGUGUGAGUUUGCGUCAGAGGAUGAGGCUCGUACCAAGACUUAAUUCACCAGCCAUGUUUUGUUUGUGGACAUUAAAACUGGCAGCUCGAAUAAUUCUAGAGAGUGGCAUAGGCUACUUGUGGAAAGAGUUGCCAGUAGUUUGAGUCUUUUUAAAGUUCGCCACGUUAAGCAACCAAAAGAACUCCAUGUUUAUUUAAAAGCCAAACCAGCUUACUGUACCACAGAGAGCACUUUAGGUGGAUGCUGAUGACCACCUUAAACAAAUACCAAAGAGAAGAACACUGACUGAAAUCACCUUUUUGUUAUUGCUUUAUUUUCCCUGCAGAAAACAGUUAUUAUUAUUUCUAAUACAGUGUUUUUGUGUGUGUCUGUAUCUGUGUAUAUGUGUGUAUGUAUCAUAUGUAUGUGUGUGUGUGUGUUUGUCUGUGUGUGUGUGUGCAUGUGUAAACUUAAAAGAAAAAUCCACUUUCACAACCACUGCACUGAAUUCUGAUGAAAACAAUCCAGAUUCACCUCAUGUUAAAACUCGUUCACACAUAUAAUAUCCCUUGUACAGCAGCUAUAUUUGCAUGGUUUACACAUGUUUCUGUCAGUGUCUCUCCUACUGCUACUCAGUUUGUAAAUGAGUCUUCAGCCAACCUACUACUUCAUUUCAAACCUGCAUUGGUCCAUGUAACGUCCAGCGGAGACUUGUGAAGACCUACAUUCCAACUUCUGACUUGACUCCAAUGAGGAAAUCAGAAGAAAUUGCAGUUUAUUGAUAACCCACUGGAGGCUGGCCCCAAAGGGGAAUCGAUUUCCAUUAACCCCCAUUGUAAAUUUAACUUUGCAACAGAAAUAGAAAUAUUUACAGCCUGGUACAAAAUAUUGUUUUAGUUUCCAUUGUUAAAUUUCACAUCCAUGACAAAUGUAUACAGGGGUAUGAUUUUUUUAUUUGUAUGACAUCAACCCAAGACUCCCGAGGUCUGGAACAUGGAAGAACAGGGUCUUUCUAAGUUAGUGUUCUUAUGUGUCUUGUGUUGUGAAACAUCAUCAUCUGCAGUUGAAGUUCUUACCCAAUUCUAACGAACGCAUGUGACAAGUAGUACCUGGAUGUGUUCUCCCAUUUUAUCGAGGAUGCAUCCAUUGUGUGUAGCAGUGACCCAUUGGUUUCUGAAAACUGGUUUGAAGCCCAUUUUCCUUCGUAUGGAGCGCAGCCAUGUUGCUCAGCAAGCCAGUCGGCUUUGCUCCCAGCUCCCUCAGCUGAAACCCACCGAAAAAUCUGCAGAGCUGCCAUCAGACAUUUAAAGCGGUUUUUGCUGUUCAAUAUGUUGACUCGGCUGCAAAAUCAAAAAUGACUGUUGCGCUGGGUUAAUAUAAACGUGUGUUUGCUUCGAGGUUAUGGAUGAGGAAGUGAUCACGGCCAGCAAUUGGUUGAGUUGAUUGUCAAUCAAUCAUAUUAGAAAUAAAUGUAAUACUUUGUAUAAACUCUCCUGACGUGGUACAAAGAAUCCCCCCCUCAGAGUUGUCAUGGGUGUUCAAUCAAACCUGUAAAUAUGUUUAUUUUUGAUCUAAAGUUGGACAUUUUAUCAUGGAGGUCAGUGGAGAUUGACUUACUUUUGCAGCCUUUAGCGGUCAGUCGAGGAACUGCAAUGAAUCUUGGUUCCACAUGAGCGUAAAUGUGGAAGUAAGAUGGUAGGGAUUGGUGCAGACUUGAGAUGGCAAAGUAUCCCAGAAUGCAUUUCGCACCAACAAAUGAAAGUAAUAGAAGAGGGCAGAGGAGCAAAUAUGUAAAUAUAAAGUUAUAACUUUUUUUUGUUUGACAGAAUGCAGUUUCAGGAUGUUUUUAUCAAAAAAUAUAUCUAUUAUAACUUCAUAUUUGUGGUAACGUUAUAAAGAUUGAGUUGAUUUUCUUUUCACUUUUAUUGAACUCUAUUUAUAACGCAGCUGACAUACAAAAGCGUAAAAUCCAUUAAAACACAUUGUAUUAGGCAAUGGUUAUAAAACCUUAUGGGAGAGCGAUAUAUGGUCCAUUUUCAGUUUGUUUUUUUUUGCUAAUGUUUAGGGCGUUUAUUUAUACAUCGAAUUAAACUAGAUGUUUUUUAAUAUGUGUCAGCCUGUUAGCUGAGCUGGGAUGUCAUCAUGUACGCUGCUCCAACUGCAGAAAGACUGGCAUGAGUUCUCCGUCCUCCCAAGUCCUCCCAAGUCCUCCCAAGUCCUCCCAACACAAGUCUGGACUUGUGUUCUUGUUUACUUUUUUUUUCUUCCUAUCACCGAAAGCUGGUCACAAAUAUUGUGUAACUGCUUUUUACGGUAUCAUACAACAUCGCAGCACAUGCAUUACAGUACUAUUACUGCAUAAUGCUGCUGCAGACUUUGGUCUUGGUAAUUACUUUAGGCAUUUUUUCACCUACAAAAAGGCAUUUAACAGGAAAAAAAAAUUAUAUUAUGACAGAUGAAUUAUAACUUCUUUAAAAAAGACAUUGCAAUUUUAUAGACACCAACAAAACCAUCAACUCCAUAACUCCUUUUAACUUUGUUUCCAUACUACUUUGUGGAAAAUAAACUAAAUUCUAAGCCUACAGUGAUUUAUCUUUACUUUAAUGCAACCUGAAGGAUGCAGUAAAGUAAGUAUAUAACUUUUGGAUAAUAAAUUUGUUGAAAAACAAAAUGGUAAAAAUUGACAUCCAAUGGAUAAAUUGGUGGAUUUUUCUUUCUACCCAUAUCUAAUAUCAUGUUUCUCCACAGUGUAUUUAUGUUAUAAAGUAUAUAAGUAUAUAAGUUUAAAUCAUAACACAUUGCUUGUGCAUCUCUUGAAAUUACUUGUAUAGUCCGCUGGUCACGUUUGGUGUUUCAUUUUUUUGUAGCAUGUUUAAUCAGGUUGGCUCUUCAGUAUGAGAUAUAUACAGUAUUUUUAUCCUGCAGCACUGAUUAGCCGCAAGUAUAAGUAUUGUGAGAAAGCUUACUGUCUGUUAAACAGCCAGUUAAAAUCAGUGCCUUAUUUUAUGCAUUUUGAUAGUAACGUUUUUGCUCUCAAACCUCAUUUAAAUAUAUCAAAGUUGGUAUUUUGGUUCGUCUGAAUAAAAGCAAGUCAACAGAUACAAUUUAAUUUAGAAAUGAACCGAUGUAGAUCUGCGAUUUAGAAAGCAGACAUGAAAACAGCAACAUUUGUAAGAAAACAUUUCAUUUACAAAAGAAGCUUCACAUCUACAACAAAGAAAGCGCUACAUUUCACUGAAGACGAUUCUAACGUACAAAAAUAUUAUAAAGUGUAGCCAAAUUUCUGUUCGUUAACUGUCAAUCUGAAAAUGUCAUCUCAGAAAAAUUGGCUCAGUUUUCCUUAAGAAGAGGGCCGACCGUCAGCUUCACAUGAACAACAGGAUAGAAGGAGAGAACUUUAGAUUCACAGCUCACCUCGCCAUCUUCAACACGACUACUUUAUCUGAAGGCAUGGGACGGAAAGCUUCCAUCCCGGGAAAUCUCUAAGUACUUUUUUGUUUUUUAAGCACUUCAGUCAUUGAAGUUUAUAAAUUACAACUGCAAAAGGAAAUGCAAGCAAGGACAGAUCUGAUCUGGACUUAAUGAAUAUACAGCAGAAGUGAAUGAUGUAAUGUAAAGCAACAUAAAAUGAGCGUGCAGUUUUUAUGCUCUUAUUGUAACCAUAUAUAUCACUUCUUUUGUGUUGGCUUUCCACGGCAUCACACAUUUCUGUUUAGCUGCCUCUCAGUCGUAUCUGGUAAACCUUAUGUGAGCGUUUAAAGAUCAACCUUUGAGAUCUUGGACACUUCAGGGUUUGAUUAAGUACAUGAGCUCAUCUUUCUUUAGUUUAAGGCCGGAUUUGCGAAACUUAAGCUCAUUCAAUAUACUAAAGUGGGAUUUUGUGAUUUAAUUAAAGACAAAUGAAUUAAAUUUGUACUGUCUAACCAUUUUUUGGUUUGUAACUGAUUUCACUGAAUGAAAUAAAGCUCACAUAAGUAUUCUUUGUAACACUUUUGCAUUCAUUUCAACUCCAUCAAUUACAUCUGUGCAUUUGAGGCCUAGCUGGGAAGAUUACCACUACUCUCUGUGCUUUGCACUAAUAAAAAAAAGGAAAUAUAUUAUUAAAAAAAAUAUUAUUUUCAUCAAGUUUCAUCAAGUUGUGACAGUCUUGACCUGAAAUGAUCUAAUUUGAGGAGAAGUUCAGAUUUGCAGGUCGUGUGACAUCACAGACCCGGAUUGGAGCAGGAUAACUCCACCCGGUUCACGUCAUGCUGCAUUAGCUGUAACCUUGAAGUAGGUAACAAACAUUUGUAACACUUUUUAAAAGAGGUGCACACCCCAGGGGUGGGGCUUGAAAGGAGGAGAGAUGCUGACUCCACCCCCUUAAACCUGCUGAUGUGAGCAGAGCUGAAAAGGGGUGUUUCUUCAAUAUUCCUGUGGUACUUUUAUAUUUCAUUUAAAAAAGUGAAAUACUUGUCUCAACCUUUUUAAAAAAGAGGGUUAAAGAUGUCAAAGGUCUUUGAAAUAUACCAGAGUAAAAGUCAGUGAUGAUCUUGUUUGGGUCAUUCUUGUCUACCUGACGUAAAAGCAAACAUGUGUGGCUUUACAAGGACUAAUGGAGUGAAAUUGUUAGAUCAUUAUAAUAUAACUGUGUGUUGUUGCAUUGAUCGCCAAAAAAGCCAUUGUGGGGAAAAAAAAGAAAAAGAAAAGCCUUCAGUUGCAUUCUAUCUAUUGGCCUGCAGCCAGGGCCGCACUUCCAUUUUAAAAAUACA